Messenger RNA from Lethenteron reissneri (Far Eastern brook lamprey), 1445 nucleotides. Its product is annotated as gamma-aminobutyric acid receptor subunit rho-2-like. NCBI's taxonomy places the organism in Eukaryota, Metazoa, Chordata, Hyperoartia, Petromyzontiformes, Petromyzontidae. Gene Ontology annotation, biological process: monoatomic ion transmembrane transport. Gene Ontology annotation, cellular component: membrane. Gene Ontology annotation, molecular function: transmembrane signaling receptor activity; extracellular ligand-gated monoatomic ion channel activity. The record is from RefSeq and is a predicted model, not a curated record.
CGAGUCGUCCCGGGGCGGCGGUGAUGGCGCGCGCCCUGCGGCUGGCGUGGCUCUUCCUGGCCGGUGUGACCGCCGUGGCGUGCCGGCGCGAGCCGCGGCCGGCGCCGCCGGGCGAGCGGGCGACCCCGGCGGCGCCCUCCGCCCCUCAUCUGAGCCGCCACGGCAGACGGACGGACGGGGCGCGGAGCCGCACCACCAAGUCCGAGCAGCAGCUGCGGAUCGGGGAGCACGACUUCACCAUGAGGCCCGGCUUUGGGGGCCCCGCUAUCCCCGUCGGCCUCGACGUGCAGGUGGAGAGCAUCGACAGCAUCUCCGAGGUGGACAUGGACUUCACGAUGACGCUGUUUGUGCGCCACACGUGGCGUGACGAGCGGCUGGCCUUCCCCAGCUCCAGCAACCGCAGCAUGACCUUCGACAGCCGCCUCGUCAAGAAGAUCUGGUUGCCCGACGUCUUCUUUGUGCACUCCAAGCGCUCCUUCAUCCACGACACGACCACCGACAACGUGAUGCUGCGUGUCUACCCCGAGGGGCGCGUCCUCUACAGCAUGAGGAUCACGGUAACGGCUAUGUGCAACAUGGACUUGAGCCGGUUUCCUCUGGACACGCAGACGUGCGCCCUGGAGCUGGAGAGCUAUGCCUACACGGAGGACGACCUGAUGCUCUACUGGAAAAACGGCAACGCCUCUCUCUCCAUGGACGAGGACAUCUCCCUCUCCCAGUUCCUCAUCCAGGAGUUCAUGACCACGUCGCGCCUCGCCUUCUACAGCAGCACAGGCUGGUACAACCGCCUCUUCAUCAGCUUCACGCUGCGCCGUCACGUCUUCUUCUACCUGCUGCAGACCUACUUCCCCGCGCUGCUCAUGGUCAUGCUCUCCUGGGUCUCCUUCUGGAUCGACCGCCGCGCCGUCCCCGCUCGCGUCUCCCUGGGCAUCACCACCGUACUCACCAUGUCCACCAUCAUCACGGGCGUCAACGCGUCCAUGCCGCGCGUCUCCUACGUGAAGGCGGUGGACGUCUACCUGUGGACGAGCUUCGUCUUCGUCUUCCUCUCCGUGCUCGAGUACGCGGCCAUCAACUACCUGAGCACCCUGCAGGAGCGGCGCCAGCGCUGUGCCUGGAAGAGGAUCAUGAACGCCUGCGUCUCCCUGCAGCCCGUGCCUCUGCCGUACGACGCGCAGGCCCGUCCCGGCGGCCACCACGGCUCGAUGGCCUUGCUGGGCGACCCGCCGGCACCGGCGGCCCCGUCUGCCCCGGACGGCGGUGGUGCCGCCGGCCGCGGCGUUCUGGGCCGUGGCGGGCGCUACCUAGAGCGGCAGCGGGAGUGCCUCGCCCGGGCAGGCGACGUCAUCCUACAGCGGUCGCACGCCAUCGACUCGUACUCACGAGUUCUCUUCCCCGCGUCGUACAUCCUCUUCAACGUCGUCUACUGGGCCGUGCUGUCCUAG